UGUAAAAAUUUUUUUACUACUUUUUCCGUGUCCCAUUCAUCCCCUCCUGCAGUUGACACUCUGUUUACCCUUUUGAGUUUCAUAUUUUCAUACUCUCUCUCUCUUUCCCCCUCUGAGAUUCCAUCUUUUCAUAUUCACUCUCUCCUCUCUCUCUCUCUCUCUCUCUCUCUCUCUCUCUCUCUCUCUCUGUCAUCAUGGCUGAAACCUUCGUCUCUCAUCCAUACAACCCUCCUGAUCUUCAGUUGCCUGAUUACGUGCCCUGUCUUCUCCCUCAAUCCACCAUCGUCGGAGUUUAUGGCGUAGCCACACUGCUUGUAGUCUUUACCAUUUGGAUCUUCUCAGGGCGCUGUUCCAAGAUCACAAAAACUGAUCGGAUUCUCAUGUGUUGGUGGGCAUUUACUGGCUUAACCCAUAUUGUUAUUGAGGGAUACUUUGUUUUCGCGCCAGAGUUUUACAAGAAGAAAUCACCCUGCUACUUUGCAGAAGUUUGGAAAGAAUACAGCAAAGGCGAUUCAAGGUAUGUCGCGAGGGAUUCGGCAGUUGUCACAGUGGAAGGGAUAACUUCUGUGAUAGAGGGUCCAGCCAGCCUUCUUGCAGUAUAUGCUAUAGCAUCAAAAAAGCCAUACAGUUAUACUCUUCAACUUGCAGUCUCUCUGGGGCAGUUGUACGGGGACCUGGUCUAUUUCAUCACGGCGUACUUGGAAGGCGAUAAUUUCUCAGCGAGUCCUUAUUAUUUCUGGUUAUACUAUGUGGGCGCAAAUUGCUCUUGGGUUGUUAUACCCACCCUCAUAGCAAUCAGGUCCUGGGGAAAGAUAAGUGAAGCUUUCAUCCGGCAAAAGAGUAAAAAAUAUUGAGAUCAGUUCGGAAGUUUGUGAAGAUUUUGCCCUGCAAAAGAGCAAAAAACACUGAUAAGUUAGGAUUUUUUCUAGUUUUCCCCAAAUGGGCAGUUCAGGCGUUUUAUUUUGUACUAUAUUUUUUAUGAUUGCUAUGAAUUGUUUUUGAGAGGCUAA
This is a messenger RNA of Amborella trichopoda, 1010 nucleotides long. Lineage: Eukaryota; Viridiplantae; Streptophyta; Magnoliopsida; Amborellales; Amborellaceae. The record is from RefSeq and is a predicted model, not a curated record.